GGAACGAAAACCCGUAAACGUCAUUGUCUUCCAAUUUUGUUGGUUCUUAAAGAAUUGUCAUUUGUCACCUAACUGCAGACUCAUCCAUCAAUCACAGCCCCGUUUCUAAUAUCUCGUCAUCAUAUGGUAUUUUCUUUUUUUCGUCUCUGUAUUUUAGUAUAUAAUUAAUCCCAUCGAUUUACGCCUCCUUUCAUUAAUUCAUUCCCUCCCUCAAACACAUCGUCUUCACAUUGCAUUUAAAAAAAAAAACAAAAACAUUUCCUACCAGCCGAAAGCGGAGAAAGUAAUACAAAGCCAAGCCAAAACCCUACAGCUGUAACAGCUUUGGAAGUUCAACCAACAAACACACACACACUAGAUAGAUAGAGAUAAUAAUGGCUAUGGGGAAUAAGAGACCAAGUCAACCACAAUCCAGCUCGUCGAUAUCUCCAUUAUCCAAGCCCAAGAAGAACAAGUCCAAUCUCAUCUCCAAAAAGAAGACCAAGAAGAAGGAAGAGAACCUCCGCGCCAAGGCCGCUCUCCACCUUCAACAACAGCAGGAACUAAACCGUGACGGCGAUCAUCGUCCUAUCCUGCGGCCGAAAGUGUACAUCACCGAUAUCUCCAACUUCAAGACCCUUGUCCAGGAGCUCACCGGCAACGGAGCAGUUGAUCCGGUGGCCCCGCAGUGGGAGUCCUCUCCAUCAUCGGAGAUAUUCGAAUCCGAGAGUGAGAGCGUGGAUGCGUCGUCGUCAUCGGUUGAUUCGAGCGUGACGGCGUCCUUUAACCAGGAAGAGAUGAACAAUUUCCAGCCCUAUGGUUACUACGACGACCAGAUGGGGUUGUAUAGUUUGGAGGAGACCAGAUCGAACGAUAUGCUGGCGUGUCAGGCUGAUCUGGAGGCUUUGUUGGAAGAUAUGGAUCAGGAGUUCCCUCUGGUGUUUGAGACCAAUUAUUCUUCGGAAUCUCGUCAUCAGAUUCAUUAUCAGCAGUAUUAUCGUGAGGAGGAGCAGGAAGCUGAUCUCAGCAUUUACGACUAUGAUUUUUCCGGGGUCGUAUGCGACUGCAUGUGAAGUAUAGAUUGAACAUAUAUAAAAGCUGCUCGAUCGAUCUCGAUUGAUCGUAGCGUACGGUACGGUAUGGUAGGAUGGAUGUAUAUACAUCUACUACAGUACACAUAGGUUUUGGUUACUCUACUUUCUGUUCAUAGUAUACUGUUUUCUGGGUGUGAAGAAUGUAUCCACGCGCGUAUACAUGUGUAUGGCUUCCGGUGCACAAUUUUCCUGUGUAUAUCGUUUUUGUUCUGUGGUCGGAAGCCAUGCCACGUCUGUGCAGUAUGUGAAUGUUCUGUUCUGUGUGUUCAAUAUGUUUGCAGAAGCACGCUGCUUCCAGGCAUCUAAGUAUACAAUUAACGUUUGGCUGAACA
This is a messenger RNA of Linum trigynum, 1405 nucleotides long. Lineage: Eukaryota; Viridiplantae; Streptophyta; Magnoliopsida; Malpighiales; Linaceae. The record is from the annotation of a GenBank genome assembly.